GUUCGUUGCAGGUAUCAACCGACGUUAACUAGCAAACUGUGAAAGCCGCCAAAAAUCAAUAUGGAUGCAGAUGUGUCAAGGUAUUUCUUUGGUGUAAAAGAGGACGUCAGCUCAGACUGGAAGGAUUUGGCGUUCCAUCUUGAUAUCGGAGAUACCAGAAACAUCGCCAGUAGAAACCGCGAUGACAAGUCGUGCUGUAUGGACAUGUUACAGACCUGGAAGAGAUUGAAUGGAGACCAGGCGACUGCGGAGGGUUUGGUACAGGCCCUUAUCGCGGCAAACCUGCAGUCUGCAGCAAACAAUCUGAGGAGAAAACUGGGUGAAGAUCCAACACCGAUUAGCGUGCACAGUCAACAUCACGUGGAGGUACCGCAAGUCCGCAAAAACGCCGCGAGAUCUGAAAACGGCAGUUUUUCUUGUAAAAUCUUGAAGUGUUUAGAUAUAUCUUGCGUAUUCUGUAACAACACGGUUUGGUUUGGUUUUCUUUACACCAUUUGUUUCCUUGUCAAACCAGAGGUAGUGAUGAUCAUCACUAUUGCAUCCCUGGCAAUAUAUGUCAUUCAAUUGAUUCUGAAAUCGAUUGUGAAAGUACGCAGAGAAAAACCUCAAGCAAACAAUGCCGAAAUACGUCCAAGAGCAGGAAGACAGGACCAGGCUGGGCAAGGCGACGAGGAACAUGGCCAGGUGCACACGAUUGAAGGCAGGGUAUCACUGGAACCAUCCGAAGUGCUGGUAAUGACUGGAAACAGUCCUCGCCAACGCAAUGGACAGGCAACUAUGAGACACAGAAAUGAUGAUCGUAGAAAGUCAGGUAACACGUGGGCAACACCUUGCAAAGAGCUUGUGCCACUAGACGGAAUAGCGCUCAAGGAAAGAAUCAUGGACUGCACAGGAUACCGCCAUUGUGUGAUCCUACGAGAAAGGCAGGGUGUGGUUUGGCAAGAUCUUUGGGGAAGAGUUCGCCACGGGCAGUGGUAUGCUGCAGGUCGCUUCAGGUCAGUGCUACAGAGCACCGUGUUUUAUGGCACCUGUAGCGGCAGCGACGGAGGACCUACCUUGCAAGGGCUAGAAGGGGAAGAACCCGAAUUCGCUAUCCAGAAGUCACUAUCAGGUGUUUGGGCAGGAAAACUGUUCAAGAAACUGAACCAAAUGACUAAAACUGACACCACUAAAGGCCAUGCAAGACCAGCCGUUGAAUGUGUUGCGACAAACCCGAGCCAAGACAUGGAGGGGCUGGUGUCGCUGCGCCAACGACCGUCGCAUGGCAUUCCAGCAAAUAAACCACCAACAGUACUGAUAGCACAUCUUCAAGAAGAGAACACAGCAUUGAAGAACCAAAUCAGAAACCUUUGCCGACUUGGAGUUUGCUCAGCCACGGACCUAGAAAUAGACAAAGCAGGUACAUCACCAAGGCCGAGAAUGUCCAAGGAGAACCGCGACAGUCUCGUGGAAUGCUGUCCAACGCUCCUACAGGACAUCUACCCAACAUUCCUCUUCCCGCAGCUUGUCCAAGAUGGUGUUCUGGACUGGGACGAGGUAGAGAGCAUAGAAAGGGCAGGGAGAGGAACAAGGCUGGACCGGGCGAAAGACCUGAUUAGAGUUCUGCACACCAAGGAUGACAAAGCCUUCUUUAGUUUGUGUAAAUCUCUGAGAUCUAGAGAAAAUGAGCAGGACUUCUUGGCAGACAUGUUGGAAGGCCUACCAUCUGAGGGAACUAUGACAAAGGAGCAUCGCGAACAACUGACAUCGCGUUGUUGUGUGCUCAUCAACGAACUGAGCGAAGGUGAAAGUUAUAGCAUUAUUAAUUACCUUAUCGAACGCGGGGUUUUCAACGAUGCAAUAGUUGACGAGAUCAACACAGCUAGGACAACACGUGACAAAAUCAGGAAAUUACUAACAAUUCUACAGUCAAGAGGAGACCGCGCCUUUGGGGCUUUUCGUUUGGCAUUACAAGAAUCAGGUAAAGACUUCCUGGUAGACAGGUUGUUUAAUUAACGCGCAGGUACGACGUAUAUGCUUUACAAGAACAUACGACGUUGUUGACUUGAGAUGGAUAUCGUCUACAAGUAGUGCUAAAACAUUGUUAUGUUGCUUUGUAACUGUUUAGCUGUUUGCUUACCAGCGGGGCAAUGUUGUACCGCCAGGUCAACGAUCUAACAUGUUGAGGAAACUACAGCUUCAAUUCAAAUUAUUAUUUCUCAGAUUAUGUCCCAAAUGCACUUCGGUCUGUGCUUUGAAAUUAUAACGAUUGGUCUGUGCUUUGUAAUAGUCAUUAUAACAGAACUUUUGGUCUGUGCUUUGUAAUAGUCAUUAUAACAGAACGUUUGGUCUGUGCUUUGUAAUAGUCAUUAUAACAGAACGUUUGGUCUGUGAUUUGUAAUAGUCAUUAUAACAGAACGUUUGGUCUGUGCUUUGUAAUAGUCAUUAUAACAGAACGUUUGGUCUGUGCUUUGUAAUAGUCAUUAUAACAGAACGUUUGGUCUGUGAUUUGAAAUAGUCAUUAUAA
This is a messenger RNA of Branchiostoma belcheri (Belcher's lancelet), 2506 nucleotides long. RefSeq lists its product as uncharacterized. The transcript has 8 exons. Lineage: Eukaryota; Metazoa; Chordata; Leptocardii; Amphioxiformes; Branchiostomatidae. The coding region runs from base 61 to 1995 and encodes 644 amino acids. Gene Ontology annotation, biological process: regulation of apoptotic process; signal transduction. The record is from RefSeq and is a predicted model, not a curated record. Gene Ontology annotation, molecular function: death domain binding; protease binding.